AUGUUUGCCAGUUAUUUAUUACUUGUUUUAUGGAUCAUCAGGCUUGUGCCAACCACUCACGCCCAUACAGGUAAUGAUGCGGAAUAUUUAUUAAAUACUGUUUUAAAACGUGAUGCUACUUCUUUAUCAAGAAAUGCUUAUUUAGAUCUGGAAGCAACCUCUGGUGCAACAAAUUAUUGUUCAGAUUGUGAUAAUGACGAAGUAAUCGUUACGGUUGAUGGUACUUCUACUAUUUGGACAAUUCUUCUUGAUUCAACAAUUUCAACAUUGGUGACUACUACUAGUACCGAAAAAACAACAUUAACUUCUUGUGGACAAUCUUGCACCAAAAGUAAAGAUGCUUCUAGUGUUUCAUCGUCUUCAGCUUCAUCAUCCACUUCGAGAAGCUUAAUUUUUAGAACUAGUACCAAAACUGUUACGGACACUACAACCUUGCCAACAGUUACCGAAAUUAAUACAUUUACUACGACCGACUCUCAUAUUGUACUUGUUUACACUGAUAUUAAUUCUGAAUCUACUAUAACAGGAGACUAUACUUUCAUAAAGAACAAAAAUACCAGAACUGUUAUAAUUACUGAUUAUGUUACUAGUACUGUUGGUGGUGAAACUCAAAUAGUAACUCAAACAACAACUUCUGUUGUUUAUGAACUAGUUGUGACCUGCCCAGAUCAUGAUUUUGCAACCACAUUGACUGGCAGUGAAACGUUUGUCCCACCAACGACAGCACCAAAACCAGUUGAGACACCAUCUCCAGAACCAUCAACUACAAUUUUAAGUAUUAAAUCUGAAAGUUCUGUACCGUCUGCCACUACUUCAGUUUUGGAUACUAGUAUUACUUUAGAAACAAGCAGUUCUUCUAUUGAAUUUUCUACUUCAACUCAAGAAUCUUCCAGUAUUGGACCUUCUUCAUCUAGUUCCAUCGGUUCAUGUACUAGUAGCUCAAUCUCAACUGAAGAAUCAUUGAGUACUACUAAAUUGCUGUCCAGUUUCACAAGUAUUUCAUCAUGGGAAGAAUUGUCAUCUAGUUUCACCCAAUCAACAACUAGCUCAAAUGCUGAACCUUCAUCUAGUUUUGCCGAACUGUUUACAACCGAAUCACUAUCAAGCACCAUUGAAGCAACAUCAAGUAUGGAAGAUAUAUCUAAUAACUCUGUUUUGACAAGCUCUAUUUUCAGUGAAACUACAACAAAUGAAAGCUCCUCCUACACUGAUGAGCCUUCCAGUAGUGAAGAAAUUACCAAUACUUAUGAACCAAGCUCGUCCACUGAACUGUCUACUACCGAUCAAUUUUCAAGCUUGUUAUCAUCAUCGUUGCCAGUGACAUCAACAUCAAGUACAACCAUCUCUUCUGCUACUCCAAUCACAACAGUUUUAUCUACAUCAAUAACUAGCCAAGAUACAAAUUGUGAAGCAACAAUCACCAACAUUUCAACAAAUACACUAAUUGAAACAAUUACUGUCAAUGGGAAUACAACAAUAUACACUGAAACUCAAUUAUCGACAUAUUUAACAUCAAAUACAAGUAUCAAUUGUCCCAACACAAAUAGUGCCACUACUACAACAACACAGGUUAUUCCUACCGCUACAACUGAACAAAUUCAUACUACUACACUAAAUGGAUCAAUUAUUGUUUCUACUGAAACUGCAACAUUAAAAACUACAGUGAUUAUUACUCAUUGUCCUGAAUGUACCAAUGAGUCAUCAACUAGUGAAUAUAGUUCAUCUUUAAAAGCUGAAUCUAGUCAACAAUCAAUUCCAACUAUUGAAUCAAAUUUACUGGAACUAUCAGUGUCGUCUACUUUAUCAUUGGUGGAAUCCACUGCUAGUGGUAAAUGUCUGGGAUUAACAACAACAACAUUUACGUCUAUUGUUUCUACAACUACUGAAUCAAUUUAUACUAUAACUUCUAAUGAAUCAACUUUUGAAAUGACAACAACGGUAACUAAUAUAGGCACAAUUGUGAUAACUACAUGUCCAACUAUCACUCCUGUUAGCUCAUCAUAUUCAAGUAGUGAAAGUUUAUCAUCAAGUGUUUCAACAUCAUUAUUGACUGAAUCAAAUUCAACUAUUCUGCAAUCAACUGUUUCAACUGAUAAGUCAAGUUUAACAAAUGAUAACCAAAUAUCAACAGUCUCAACAGAAACACCAUUAACGUCAAUUACAAUUAUUGAAACUACAUCAAAAACAACAGAAUCAUUAUAUACAACAACAUCAAAUGAUUCUACACAUAUUUUCACUACAACUAUAAUUGAUGUUCAAACUAAUACGAUAGUCACUUGUCCAACAACAACAUCAACUUUAACGCUGUCACACACUUCUGAUAAUGAAAAACCAGCUUCAUUGUCAUCGUCUUCAUUGAUUGAAUCUGAUCAUAUUGCUGAUGGUACUACAACUUCAACUACUUUCCAAUCAACUAGUACUACUACAGUUGAUCAUCAUUGUUCUUCAUGUUCAGAAAUAUUGUUAAGCACAUCUUCUUCAAUUAUAGGAAACAAAUCAACUUCAACUAGCAUUAGUUCAAUUGAGACAUCUGCUAGCAGCAGCUAUCAUUCAAGUGAACCUGAAGUCAUGUCAUCAUCAAGUUCUACCCUGAUUAAGCAGUCUAGUGAUUCUAUUCCGUCAACCAGUCAAACACAUGUAUCGACUACUUCUUCUUCUGUUAGUUCUUUGGAAACAACAACAACAACAACUGAAAAUUCACCAACAAGUAACGGUUUUUCAAGUUCGUCAAUUGUCACUAGUGUUAAUGUUCCCGAUUAUGUGUCACUGAGUGUUUCUAGCACCUCUAGCACCACUUCUUCUCCAUCUACUGAAUCUAGUCUGAAUGGACUUGUUAGUACAGUUACUGAAUCAUCGACUGCUAAUGAAAAUACGAGUGAAAUUACUACAAUUGAUAAUACUUCAAUCACUUCAGAAAAAGUCACCGGUACCAAUAGUAAUCCAAAAACUUCAGAAAUAAUUAAAGAUGCUACUAUUACCACUAGUGGUAAUGUUGAAUCAUUACAUUCAACAACUCCGAUAUCAAGCACUAGUAUAAUCAGUACCAAUGCUAUCAGUUCAUCAGACACUACAACGUUAACUAUAACCAAUACAUUAACAUAUUCAAUUGAUUCAAUUACCACUAUGAAAACUAGUUCGAUUACUACAGCACCACCACCACCACAACAGAAAGAAAGUUCAUCAGUAUUGAGUUCAUCGUUAAUCAUUAAUAGUUCUACACCUACAAUUAUACCAACUAUAAAUAUACCAAUAACUUUUGAAGGUAAUGCAAAUAGUUUAGGGUUAAAGAAUGGUGAUAAUAGUUGGAUUAUUGGAAUUAUGAUGAUUGGAUUAUUGAUGAUUUAG
Molecule: messenger RNA, 3345 nt
Organism: Candida albicans SC5314
Lineage: Eukaryota; Fungi; Ascomycota; Pichiomycetes; Serinales; Debaryomycetaceae
Gene: FGR23
Product: Fgr23p
Exons: 1
Coding region: 1-3345 (1114 amino acids)
Source: RefSeq, a predicted model, not a curated record